Schistosoma guineensis is the source of this 1398-nucleotide messenger RNA. NCBI's taxonomy places the organism in Eukaryota, Metazoa, Platyhelminthes, Trematoda, Strigeidida, Schistosomatidae. The record is from the annotation of a GenBank genome assembly.
AUGCCGCUGGAUCGUCGCCCGACGAGGUUGCGGGUUAAAAAACAUAGUAAGAAGCAGAAAAGUGAUGAAGAAAUAGAAUCUGAUAGUGAAGCGAGUUCCGUUGGAUCUGAAACAGAGUCUGAUAUCUCAGUACAUGAAAGUGCUCAUGAGAAAAAAGUACGACUUACAAAGAAAGCUAUUCAGAAAGCACUCGAAACAGUUGGUUCGGAUGACGAAAAGUACGAAGCUCUUUCUUUACGUCUCAAAGAGGAGGCACUGCAGGCUAAAGGAAAGUUUUUAGCAAAGUUCGCACAUCAGAUCAAAUUCUUGAAUAAGGAGGAAAUUAUGGUUCUUAGAGGUCAUAGAAAGUCUGUCUCUUGUGUAUGUAUUUCUGAAGAUGGUAAAUAUGCCUACACUGGAGGGAAGGAUUCUUCAGUAAUUAAAUGGGAUCUAAGCACUAUGGUAAAACUGUGUUCUAUACCUGGAGGGAAACGUGGAACAAAAUAUCCCUAUCAUACUGGCCCGAUUCUGUCUAUUUCCAUAUCCAGUGACAGUAAAUAUUUAGCUUCCUCUAGUAUGGACCAUUCCGUUAUAAUAUGGGACCCAAAUGAAAUGAAAGUUUUCAUGAAACUACUGCACCAUAAGGUACCAGUCACAGCUGUUAGUUUUAGAUACCAUUCACACAUGUUGUUUACAGCAGAUUGUUCUGGUCGUGUUUGUGUUUGGAAUAUGCCUUUGAAAGAGGUAUUACAAGACCAAGGGGCAAGAACAAAUAUCGAAGUGUUAGGAUUAUGUGGUCUGGUAUCUGAACGAUGUGUUUCAUGUUCCGGGUUUGGUGGUCCCGGUGUUUGUGUCUGGAAAGUUCCCGAAGAAAUAUGUGUUCAGUACAGUACAAAAAACACAUUAGAGAGUUCAGUAGAAUGCAUUUAUGCAGUCAAUGACGAAAUUUUCAUAGGGGGUUCUUCUACAAAUACCAUUUAUAUUUGGCAUUCAAGUAGAGGUAGUCCUGUAUUUACUGUUUCUCCUGCUCACCCUGUGGCAAAAUUAUGCCCACCGUCGAUGUCAGAGCCUUUUAUCCGACCAGUUGCGAAUUGGGUUUCUGCCAUUACUGGUCUAUACGGAACUGAUCUAAUCGCUUCAGGUUCCUCCACAGGGCACAUACAAUUUUGGCGACUUGUUCAGCCACAGUUGGAUCGUUCAAAUGAAGUUAAAGUACAACAACAACAACGAACACAGAUCAGUAUUGAACGCAUACCUGGUUUGGGUAUUUCAUUGGGUGGUUUUAUCAAUGGGCUGGCUUUCUCUUCUGAUCGUCGAUAUUUAGCUGUUUGUCUAGGUCAGGAACAUCGGUUCGGUCAUUGGGAGCCUAGACGUCAUGUCGCCAAUGGUUUAUUUCUAAUCCCACUGAAUGUAUCCUAG